Arctia plantaginis is the source of this 222-nucleotide messenger RNA. NCBI's taxonomy places the organism in Eukaryota, Metazoa, Arthropoda, Insecta, Lepidoptera, Erebidae. The record is from the annotation of a GenBank genome assembly.
AUGUCGCCCAGCUUGAGCCUUGUAUGUAUAAGGGCGCAUGUUUUGUGGUCGGAGGCAGCGAGUGCUGCGCGGCGCCGGCGCAUCGGGCGCGGGGAAGCCGGCGGUGAGCCAUCGCCCGCGCCCAAGCCGGCAUUCGCCGCAAGCCGGCGCACUCCCGGCGAACUGCCGCGCCGGCGCACGGACGCAUGCCGCCCUCCCACGCCGCCCAGCAUCCUGGAAUAA